UCCUGAGACUGCCUCACAGGGGUGUCCAGUGCCGGCAGCGAGGGCCAGAGGAAGGCAGGCGGGCCAAGGUGGGAGAGACACAGCAAAGGAACAGCAGCGAGAAAGAGAAAGACUCCAGAAGAGACAAGAACCCCCCCCAACAUUCGUCCACGUCGCCGCAGGGGGCAAGCAGAGCCAGCCGGGGAGAAGGUCUGCUGCCCGCCCGUCCCCAUGGGCCGCCGUGGGCCAUGGCUGCACACGUCUGUCCUCUGGGCUGCCGUGGCCAGCCUGCUCCUCCCUCCGGCCAUGACCCAGCAGCUGAGAGGGGCUGGGCCCGGCCCCAGCAACUGGAACAACAAUGCAGGCGUCUCCUCAGAGGACAUGUCAGGUGAGUUUGGCCACCCCACCCACAGCCACGGAGGCCGCGGAGACGAGAGCGAGGGUGUUUUCACGGCCAGUGGGCCUCCGUUCUGGAGCCACAGAGACCGCGGGGAAGAGGACGAAGAUGUCUCCGGGGAAUAUGGUCACCGACUCCAAGGCCACAGGUCCCAAGGCCGCCAGGCCGGAGACGAGAACGUUUCUGAUGAGGAGGCCUUCGCAGACCGUGGCCGUGGGAACGAUCACGUGGAUGAUUCGGCGGCGCAUGGGCACCACUUCCCCAGCCACGGGAGCCACGGCCAUCACGACGAGGAUGAGAACGAAGUUGUGUCCAGUGAGUAUCAACAUCACAUGAUGAGGCAGGUACACCGAGGCCACGGAGAAGAAGAAGAUGAUGAUGAUGGUGAUGAUGAUGAUGGCUCUAAUGAGUAUGGCCUCCAGGCCCACAGGUCCCAAGCCCACAGGAAGGAAAAAGAUGACGAUGACUCAGAUGAACACCACCACCAUGUCCCUGGCCAUGGACACCAAGGCCACAAAGAAGAAGAAGAAGAUGAUGAUGAUGAUGACGAUGAUGAUGAUGCCUCCACUGAGUAUGGACGCUGGGCGUACAGGCACCAAGACCACAGCGAGCAAGAGGAGGAAGAUGAGUCAGAUGAGGAUGAACACCACCACCAUGUCCCCGGCCACAGACCCCAAGGCCACAGAGAAGAAGAAGAUGAGGAUGAGGAUGAUGAGGAGGAUGCCUCCAUCAAGUACGGACACCUAGCCCCCAGGCACCAAGGCCACGUGGAGGACGAGGAUGCAGACUCGGAGGAGCACCGCCAUCAUGCCCCCAGCCGCGGACAUCCAGGCCAUGGAGACAGGGAAGACGAGGGUGAGGAUGUGUCCACGGAACAUUGGCUCCGGCUUUCCAGACAUACUCCCCACGGCCUUGGAGAUGAGGAGGAGGAGGAGGAGGAGGAGGAGGAGGAGGCCACAGUCAAGUUCAGUCACCACGUUGCCAGCUCCCAACCGCCAGGCUCCAAGAGCACCGAGGAGGAGUACCUCCCAGACGAGUACAAAGCAGGGGUCCCCCGCCAUCACCCCCACGCAGUCCCCGAGGAGGAAGACGAGGACAGCUCUGCCCAGCUGGGCCACCAAGCCCCCAGCCAUCAUCAACAAGGCCACGGCGAUGAAGAGACCGGCCAGAGAGUGCCCAUCAAAGACAUUAGCCCCCAGGCCCCAGAGCGCACCGGGGCCAAGGACAGAAGCCAUUUGGGGGAAAGCGAUUCUGAGGAGGAAGAGGAAGAGGAAAAAGAAGAGGAGCACAGCUCCCAGGAGGAAGAUGAGGGAGAUUCAGAGCAGGAAGAAGGCCCCCACCGAGGCAGCCGGGCCCAGGAGGACGAGGAAGAUGAGGAGGAAGGCCAUGGCCUCCGCCUGAGCCAGGAGGAGCAGGAGGAGGAGGAGCAGGAGGAUGAAGAAGAAGAGGAGGAGAGGAGAGAAGAGAGGACUGAGGUUCAGGCCCCACGGAGCCAAGACCACCGCCGCGAGGAAGACGAGGAGGAGGAGGAGGAGGGGCUGGAGGAAAACCGGCUUCCGUUCACCAUCAUCCCCAACCCACUGGCCAGGAGGGAGGUGGCUGGAGGUGGCCCCAGCGAGGGAGAGAGUGGUGAAGCCGGUCCCCAGGACGCCCAAGAGUACGGCAACUACCAGCCAGGGUCCCUGUGUGGCUACUGCUCCUUCUGCAAUCGAUGCACUGAAUGUGAGAACUGCCACUGUGACGAGGAGAACAUGGGAGAGCACUGUGACCAGUGCCAGCAUUGCCAGUUCUGCUACCUCUGCCCGUUGGUCUGCGAAACUGUCUGCACCCCGGGAAGCUACGUGGACUAUUUCUCCUCGUCCCUGUACCAGGCCCUGGCGGACAUGCUGGAAACUCCGGAACCCUAACUCGGCCGCGCGGCUGCGGCGCAGACGUCCCUCCCUGGCCCUCCAGCACCUUCCCACGAGCCAUAUUUAUUUCUCUGAAUAAACGUGAACCCCUAAACCUCACUGUCAGGCGUAGGGUCUGGCUUCCCGGGGCACCGAGGGACUCGGGACUCGCGGGUCAGAGGACGCGGAGCCCGUGCUCCCGGGGCCUCGGGGCGGGUGGUCGGUUGCAGGUCCUGAUGAAUAAACCAGUCAACACGG
Messenger RNA from Myotis davidii, 2523 nucleotides. RefSeq names its product histidine rich calcium binding protein (gene HRC). Bases 211 to 2283 code for a protein of 690 amino acids. The transcript has 6 exons. The record is from RefSeq and is a predicted model, not a curated record. Gene Ontology annotation, molecular function: calcium ion binding. NCBI's taxonomy places the organism in Eukaryota, Metazoa, Chordata, Mammalia, Chiroptera, Vespertilionidae.